Molecule: messenger RNA, 6524 nt
Organism: Paramuricea clavata
Lineage: Eukaryota; Metazoa; Cnidaria; Anthozoa; Malacalcyonacea; Plexauridae
Source: the annotation of a GenBank genome assembly
AGAUACCCUUAGUCUAUGGGACACAAAAUUCAGAACACUGCAUAGCCAGAAACCUCUUAGCGACUGCAUAAAAUCCGCAUCCUCCAGCUCUCCUAGUAUUCGUUACUUGCAGUCAACAUCACGUUUUAUAAUCGUUGCGAGCGACACUUCCGUGUCUGUGUGCGGCUACGCCGCUGAAAAGGCGACCUUGAAAAGUUCUCUCGGAAUAUUGCAACAAAGCAAUAAGUAAGUAUGGCGUGAAAUUGUUAUAAAAUCGCCUCCCACUGAAUAUUGACAGUGCAACCAAUUCGACAUUUUUUGUUUUGAUUUUAAGGGAAACAGGGAAUUUCAAACCACAGUUUUUGACGACCCCAAACCUCAUCGAAGCAAGCCAGGUAAGGUUUAACCACAAUUAUGAAUAAAAGUCAUGACUCGUAAUUAAAACCAACCAAUAAAAUAGAAGAAUGAAUGUUGUGAUACCGCAAACCAGCCAAUGAGAUUGCAGAUUGAAAGUCAUGAUACCGCAAAGCAACCAAUGAAAUUGCAAAUAAUGGUUCUCCAGGGCGUGACUCCUCAAACUAGCCAAUUAUAAUUGGUCUUUUGAAUGGAGCAUCUUUGAAACAUGACAUAAGUAUUUUUAAGAGUUCUUCAAUGUCACAAGUACUUUAAAACUUUUUACACAUGUUAACUUACUUUGCGUCGAAAUUUUCCCGGGCGAUGACUACUAAGACCAACAUUCCUCGCAGGCAUCAAGCCUUGUGACGUCAUUAUGCAUAAGUCUUUUGACAAAUUUGGCUAACGUAGUUUUACGUCGUUGCUACCCAAUACACAACUUUAGAUAACUCAUAUGCCUAGUUACUAUUUUUCUGGAGCUGGUUGUUCAAAGGUGGGUUAAUGCUAACCCUGGGUUAAAAUUUAACCUGCUGUUUUAGUUUGUAUACUUCUACACAUCUGUGUAUUUCAAAACUUCAGAGAAGUAAACUCAUAUCGAUCCAGACAAGAUCUCUAAAGAAAUAUUUCCAAAUUUAUAGAAAAGCUGUCAAGAAGUUUGCUUCGAAUUUUAGGUUAACCACGGGUUAAACUAACCCAGUUUUGAACUACCGGCCCCAGGUUUACAGAAGCAUAAAACAGAACAAAGGUCACUAAGCAUUAGAGUUAUGUAUAAGAGUUAUUCGCUCGUGUGGAUAAUUCUAAAACUUAGUUACCUUUUGUUCUUUUCUAUGUUUCUGUAUACUAGAACAAUAGUAACUAGGCAUGUGAGUUAUUUAAAGUUGUGAAUUGGAUAUGAAUAACGUCAUAGCGAAAUUUGUGUAGUAAUAUAAUUUUUUAUCGUAGACAAUUGAAGAGUGGGAAAACGAUGUGUCCAAAGAUGAUGAAACAGAAAAUGAAAUACUUUGCCGUGUACUGGAUUCAAAAAAGGUUGAUACAUGAAUUUGUUUAUAGUUUUCAGGCUGUUGGUGGCAGGGCGGUUGCACAUGCGUCUUUCACGUAACUUUAUUAUCGAUGUUUAUUUCCUGCAAUUUGUAUACUGUUGUCUGAUUAGAUCCCCCCCCCCCCCAGUUUGCUUCACCCCUCUUAUUUUGUGUGAAAGUCUUUAACUCUAACGCCUAACCCUUGCCGAAGCUUUCUCAGUGGUGCCGCUUGCACCCCACUAGAAAUUUUUGUACCCCUCCUUUUAAAAAAAUGAAAAUCCGCCCUUGUGGACUUACACUUAAGGCCUGAUUCCACGAGGCGGAAUUUUUCGACCGAAACGAAAUUUCUCUUUGUCUUUUUACAAUUCGUUCUGCUUGAGAGCUCAUAAAACAAAGAGAAAUUUCGAUUCGGUCGAAAAAUUUCGCCUAGUGGAAAACCGCCUUAACGCUGAAACAAUAGGAAAUGAUCCUUUACUAGAUUUCCAGAAAGAACUCUUCAAAACUGUUAGAGCUACACUGGAACAAUAAGAGAUGACCCUUACCGAGUCACUAGGGAGAACAGUUUACAUCUGAUAGAGCUAUUCACUGUUAAUAAACUUAGUUUACUGGCGCAGUAAGAGAGAACCGUUGCUGGAUCUCUAUGGAGAACAAUUUAAAUAGAAUUGUUCUCUAAGAGAUAUCCAGUAUAAAUAAGGUUAGUUGAGUUAUCUACAGUAAUAAAAUGCUAACAUGCAAGUAUUAUUUCCCAUUCAGACAAAAACUGCCAAGAAACUUGCUUUAGAGUUACGGAAGUAUUUUGAAAAGUCUACCUGCACAGAAUCGCGUUCAGGUUUGUUCUUUGGUCAAUAUGAACAAAUUCUAGACACGCUAUUGGCGAGGGUUGGCAUGCGAUAUCCACGCCCCGUCCCCUGUAAUUCUCAUGUGUGAUAUACAAUCCUUUUUCUCCUGCAGAAAAGCCAACAGUCUCGCAGUAUUUCGUCACUAGUAUUUUUGAAAGAUGUAUAAAAGAGAAAGAGUUGUGGUCCAGUGAAACUGGCAGACUGAUUUUGAAAACUCGUGUGCUGCCUCAAAGGUAAGGCUUGUAAGUCUGUUGGAUACAUGUACAUGCAGUAUCAUCACGAUGUUAGGUGUUACUAUAAGCACGUCAUUUGCACGUCAAAGGGUGGUACGAAUUCUACUAAUACCACACAAACGUAAUAUAAACAAAUGCAUGUGUUGAUAAUUUCUUAUGGUUUUAUUUUACAGAUGUUUCCCACAGUUCUUUUCUCUAGCUCUGGAAAGUAAUGACAUCGUAAGUAUUUAUUUAUUUAUUUAUUGCAAUACCAUGUCAGACUAUGUACUGGAUCUACAAGUUAUAAACUUGGAUCUUGCUAGAGUUCCAGUAAGGCCAUUCAUGCAUGAGAGUUUUGUCUACUCUCAUCCCUCGGUCAGCUAUGGUCAGACGAGAACAAGAGUUGCAUGAGAUGUUACUAAUCAAACAAGCUGGGUUUUGUGUUUAUUUCAAAACUUCAAAGAAGAAAACUUCUACUGAUCCAGACAUGAUUUAGAAAUAUUUCUUGUAGAUCUUUGAAGUUUGAUGCAUUGACCAUGAACAAUAACCUACUGUACCUCAGCAUACAUAAUUUUCUGGGUUUUAUUUUCAGGACCUUUUAAAAGAUUGCCUUUUCAAUCUAAAUGGGAUUUCAGAAUCAACCCUUGUUGAUUGUUUAAAAUUUAUUUUAAGGUAACUGAUCUCUAAUUAAUUAAUUAAUUAAUUAAUUAAUCAAUAAUAAUUAUUAUUAAUAUUAAUUAACUAUUAUUAUUAAUUAUUAUUAAUUGUAAUUAUUUGUUUUAAGAUAACUGAUCUCGAACUUACUAUUGUUUUGUAUUUGAUUGAAAUACUCAGUGGUUCCUGUAAUAACUAACCGUAAAGUCAUGUUAUUGUCGAUUUCAGGCUGUUCCCAAGUUCGUUGCGAACUUGCCAAUUACGUUGUCAAGUUCGGAAGUUGGGCGUGAACUUCGCAACGAAGUUCGCAAGUUCAUUUCAAAGUUCGAACUUUGAUUGUAAACAAAUGUUCAUAGUUGGAGUUGAAAUUACUGUAUAAGGCCCAAUGCACAUAUUACUGCAGUAAAAUAUUGGUUCAGUGGUCUCCCAAGACGAAAAUGGCAAGUUGACAACAAACUUGGGAACCUCGCUUUGAAAAGCAAUCUGAAAUCGACAAUAAAAUCAUUUUCAAUUGGCAGAUGUAAUGAUGAAGUCUUUCCAACUUGUGAAAACACGGAGAUUUGGAAAGAAACUAACUCACCAUGCAGUUUAUCAAGAGCGAGAUAUUUGUAUCCUUCUUAAUUUCUAAACUAAAUUAAACUACUUGUAUUUACUGCAUGAACUGUUCGCCCUAGAGGUCCGGUAUUAGCCACCUUCCUGUCUAGUGUGGCCACAGGAAGUAAUCCUAAAUUAAAUGCAAAAAUCUACCUUAACUUCAUUCAAACAGAUCACUUGUUCUUUCCCAUUCUAUCAAUGAUGCAUUUUUACAAACUAAUCUUAGAAAACUACACUUUGAAGAAACCAUGGUAAGUUCAUUUAGUUAGGGGUUGAAAUUUUAAAAACAAUUUAUUCACCCAGUAUCUGGUCGCCAAAUUUUAUAUGUCAGGUCUCCCUAAAACAAUGUGUUACAAAGUAGACAUUCUCUUCGUACAGUAUAUAAAAAAACAGUUGUUUACUAUGCUGGCAAAUUAUAUGCAAAGGCAGAAUAAAAUUUUGGUAGUUUGCUGUUUUGUUAACAGGGUGCAUGAACAAGCUUGAUGGCAUUAUCAGACUUGUUACAAGGUUGUUCUCACAAGUCUGAUACAGUCAUGAUAUAACAAGAAUGUUACAAGGGUGACGACACAAAGUUGUAACAAUAUUGUUAUAUCAUGACUGUAUCGGACUUGUUGGAACAACCUUGCAACAAGUCUGAUAAUAUCAACAAGCUUGCUACAAGUUGUUAACAGCUUCUUCCAAACUUGUUGACAACUUGGGACAAGCAGUGCGAACACAACUUGUUGACGGCUUGUUGGCAGACUUGCUACAAGAUGUGAGAUUUUUACGUGUGUAGGGCGCAUCUGGGCGCAUUCUGCUCACAUGCGACGGAGGUGAAAUUAUAAUCACUCACAGCGUUAAAGGGCACAUGGUACGCUAUGCCAUCAACACCUACUUCUUCUUCUUUAGCUAUUUAUGAAAUUUCUUCUUUGUGUCAUAAAAUGGUGGUCGAUAACUCUACAAGAUUUACUACAACUGGAGGGAUCUGUACAUACAUUGUCCUAUACACAGGUGAGAUGUCUUCCGCACUUGAAUAAAGUACUGUACUGCAUUAGCCAGUUGAACCAUAACUCCGCAUUGGACAUCGUCAAGUUUUUUUUCAACAGAAUGCACACAGGAAAAUUUGAAUUUUUGACCAAAAUUUUGAUUUUUAUGACAUGUUUCAUGAAAGAAAUUCAUGGUUUUCGACAAUUUUCAGAAAAUUUGGAGUGUGUCCAUAUUUCUUAAAUUGGGCAAUGGAUUAAAAAUUUGGACACUCGUAGAGAAGGAACCGUACUGACCAAUUUGUAACUGGACUUGUACGUGUUUAUAGGUUCUAGACUGGGCUGCCUUAACAUUGAACGCGCAUUUUACACAGUUGAUACUCAUCCCUGAGGCACAGACGUUGUUGGUCAAUCUUCACAAAGUCAUUGCCGAACAGGUAAAUACGACUCUUACUAAGAGUCCUAGGGGUCUGGGGCCAACUUAUUGCAUAGAAAUAAUAGAUAUAGAAUGCCUACUUGUUCAGGAAUUAUGUCUUAAUUUCAUCCUUCCAAACCCGCCAUAUUGACUUUGACUUGGUGUGAGAAUUACAAAGUAUAAACAAAAAUGGUGAAUAUCGUACUAUUAUUUCCAUGCCUAGAAAUAAAACCCCCAGGGGAUGGAGGGGGGUUGAGGACUUAACCAGAGGGUUUUGGAACAUUUUAUAUGGAAAGUCCUCCGACUCAAUAUAGACCAUUUUGUGUUUAGAUCACGACACAUGAACAGCUGGAUCAGCUCGAUGGACCUCUAAGACACUUUAAGAAACACGAACCCUUACCGAAAAACGACCGCAUAUCUGCAUAUUCCAUGGAAAACAUUGAAUUAUAAAUUAUUGUUUCAUAUUAUAGCCUCAGACAUAUCUGUGUGUAAAAUUUUCAAGUUUUGAACCAUAUUUUUCCAAACUAGUUUGAGUGACAAUCAAGACUAUUUUUCCGACCAAUAUAACCAAAGGGGAGGUCAUGGUAGCUUUAUUGUCGUUUCCUUUUUCGACGUGUUUUUCAAAUCUGGAGAAAAACUAAAUGGUUUCUCUUUACAUUUUCUUUACAAAAGGACUUUUGAAUUUUUCAAAAACUGGCCCAAGGGUUUUUGUGGCUAGCCCGUUUGCGGGCUAGCCAUUAUCACAUAGUACACAAACGCGAUGAGCGAUGAUGAUCAUGGUGGUCCAGUCCGGAUUUUCGUAAAGUAUCGAGAGCAAUCGGAAGCGCCCGUAUUUUUCUGCCGACAUUUACAUUUGCAUUUCGAGGCAAUACUAGUGAUGUUGUUACGACGCAGUACUAGUGAGGUUGUUAAACCAGAAAAUUAAAAUAAAGUUUAUCUUCAUGGCUUCAACCUAUGGUGUCAAAACCGAUCAGAAAUUGUGCGUACUCGCCGUGUAAAUAUGGGUUUUGAUUUGCACUUUUUACUGAUUUGCGGGCCAUUUGUCAUCUUGAAUUGUCUUGUUGUUGAAAUUUCAUAUCUCAAUUGCAUUCGAAAUGUUUGGUAUUUUAAAGAAGGGGUAUUAUGUGGAGGAGGUUUAUAAUGCAGCGAAUAAAACCGGCAUUGGAUAAUUAUGGUAAAAGAAACUGUGCAUCGAACUCGUUUAUUUAAAGGCUUUAAGUAUACCUUUUCUUCAGCAUUGACGGCGUCUCAAAUGUCUACAUAUUUGUAAUAAACCUAUAAAGGAUUAUUGCGUCUGUCUGUCUUAGGAGUUAUAUAGUCGAAUAAUUCAGCAUGAUUUGUCUCACGUUCUCUUAUAAGUUGACUAAUAUUGCAUUAAAAGUGGUAAAAGUUGGUGUGCUAACCAAGAUUUCAGUGUAUUUGUUUGCUAAUAUUGCUAGGCCUAUAUCUCAAACGCU